This is a messenger RNA of Alosa alosa (allis shad), 2200 nucleotides long. It is a transcript of the gene wls, whose product is annotated as Wnt ligand secretion mediator. Gene Ontology annotation, cellular component: organelle membrane; endomembrane system. Gene Ontology annotation, biological process: Wnt protein secretion; intracellular protein transport; Wnt signaling pathway. NCBI's taxonomy places the organism in Eukaryota, Metazoa, Chordata, Actinopteri, Clupeiformes, Clupeidae. The transcript is spliced from 12 exons. Bases 134 to 1762 code for a protein of 542 amino acids. The record is from RefSeq and is a predicted model, not a curated record. Gene Ontology annotation, molecular function: Wnt-protein binding.
CCCAUCACUCUAACCUAGAGCUUGAACAGACAGGCAACACAUUCGAAGUCGUUCUUGUAAUCAGCAGGUAUCGGCAAGCUGAGGUUUUCUCUAAAUACCGGUGUGGUGAUUAGAGGGGAACUAAUCCUUGAAGAUGGCUGGGGCUAUUAUAGAAAACAUGAGCACAAAAAAGUUGCUUAUCGUCGGAGUUACCCUUCUUCUUUUCCAAGUGUUUUCAUUUAUGGUGGGAGGCUUAAUAGCACCAAGCCCAACCUCUGCCGUCCCCUACAUAGCUACAAAGUGUGUUGAUGUUGUCCAUCACAAUCAGAGGAGCAGUAAAUGGUUUACACCCUGGGGUCCCAACCAGUGCAAUAAGAUCCGGGAUUUUGAGGAGGCCACAGUGAAGAGGAUUGAAGCUAAUAACAUCGUUUUUGCAGUACACAUCCCUGGACCGAACAAAGAGAUGAGCCCUUGGUUUCAGUUCAUGCUGGUCAUCCUCCAGUUCGACAUUGCAUUCAAACUGUACAACCAAAUUGAUGAUGGAGCUGUGGUAACCAUAGAUGUGGGAUUGGCCUAUAGAGAUGAUACACUCAGUGAGUGGACUGAGAUGGCACACUCAAUUGAGCAGCGGAAGCUGAGCUGCAAUUUCACAACAGAAAAGACCAUUGAAAAUGAGGGGCGAUACUAUGAAUGUGAUCUCUUACCUUUUAUGGAAAUGGGCAACGUCGCUCACAAGUAUUAUCUCCUUAACAUUCGACUGCCUGUGAAUGAGCGUAAAAGAGUGAAUAUUGGUAUUGGAGAGAUAAAGGACAUCAGACUUGUGGGAAUCCAUCAGAAUGGUGGCUUCACACAGGUGUGGUUUGCGAUGAAGACUUUUCUGACACCCAGUAUUCUCAUCAUCAUGAUUUGGUACUGGAGACGAAUCACUUUGAUGACACGUCCUCCUGUCCUCCUGGAAAAGAUGAUCUUUGCUUUGGGGAUCUCCAUGACCUUUAUCAACAUUCCUGUAGAAUGGUUUUCAGUGGGUUUCAACUGGACAUGGAUGCUUUUGUUUGGAGAUAUUCGCCAGGGCAUUUUCUAUGCUAUGCUUCUGUCUUUCUGGAUCAUCUUCUGUGGAGAACAUCUCAUGGACCAGACAGAGAGGAACCGCUUUUCUGUCUACUGGAAGCAAAUAGGCCCCAUUGUUUUUGGCUCCUUUUGUCUCUUCAUCUUUGACAUGUGUGAGAGAGGAGUGCAGUUGAAAAACCCAUUCUUCAGCAUCUGGGCCUCAGAAGUUGGGACAGAAUUGGCUAUGGCCUUCAUCAUUGUGGCAGGAAUCUGUGCUUGUCUCUAUUUUCUCUUCCUGUGCUUCAUGGUCUUCCAGGUAUUCCGGAACAUUAGUUGCAAGCGCUCAUCACUCCCUGCCAUGACCAAAGCACGUCGGCUUCAUUAUGAGGGUCUAAUCUUUCGUUUCAAGUUUCUUAUGCUCGUCACACUGGCAUGUGCAGCAAUGACUGUCAUUUUCUUCAUCAUCAGUCAGGUGAAUGAAGGUCAUUGGCAUUGGGGAGACUACACUGUUGAGGUGAACAGUGCAUUCUUCACUGGAAUAUACGGCAUGUGGAACCUCUACGUUUUUGCACUUCUGUUCCUGUAUGCACCAUCACAUAAACACUACGGCGAUGAGCAGUCAAGUGGGGGUCAAGGAGCCAACAGUGGAGAAGACAUUCAGCUCACCACUACCAUUACUCAUGUGGAUGGUCCAACAGAGAUCUACAAGAUGACUGGCAAAGAGGCACAAGAGUAGCCUGCUUUUGCUUUCUUUUCUGCUUGCCAACACUUUUACGUUACACUUAUAUAAUCUCCUCUUUUUAGUACCUACAGUAUAUGUUACUUAAAGCGUUUUGAAUUUCCGGACAGUUUCUACAAAAGGGCCAAGUUUUGUGUUUGUUUGUUUGUUUGUUUGUUUGUUUGUUUUUAAAUGAAAUAUCACGGUCACAGUAAUACAAAUAAUAAAUAAUAAGUGUAUUAGUGAGUGUAACAAACUUGAUGGUACCUUUUCCCUGAGGAAGGUUGAGAGAGUUGAAAUGAAUUAAAAUGAGUGACUUUACUAAUGCCAGUUGGUACAUCUUGAAAAUGAGAGAGAAAACAUGAUAAUUAAGGCUAUGUAUUUCCUCCUGCACUUUGCCAUUUUAAGUUGCUGGCUGUAAUUGUCUAAGUAUAAAUUAAAUAAUGUUGUCUUGAA